GGCAAAGGUGAAGAAAGGUGUGAACGUUUUCAGUGUAAGAGCCAGCAGCCCAUACUUGUGGGACAUCAGAGAGAGCGUGGAUUAUACCGGGAAAUAUGCACCAGCUGUUAUUGUUUGCCAGAGGAAAUCUGCUGCCUCUGAAAACAGUGCGGAUGGUCCUUCCUCUGAAAUCAUGCAGAUUGACUUUGAAAUUGAAGACCUAACUGACCUACCUGGGACCCAGCUCAUCACAUGGCAGGUAGAAUAUCCUGGAGAUACAGCAUCUGAUCUAGGAAUCUCCAAGAUCUACGUAAGCCAGAAGGACCUGGUAGGAGUUCUCCCUUUGGCUAUGGAAGCAGAGAUCCUGAAUACAGCUAUUCUGACUGGAAAAACAGUGGCUGUCCCUGUCAAAGUGAUCUCUGUGGAAGAUGAUGGCACUGUGACUGAUCUUCUGGAAUCUGUGGAGUGCAGAUCAUCAGAUGAAGAUGUCAUUAAGGUUUCUGACAGAUGUGACUAUGUCUUUGUCAACGGGAAGGAAAUGAAAGGCAAAGUGAAUGUCAUAGUUAAUUUUACUUACCAGCAUCUGAGCGCCCCUUUAGAAAUGACAGUCUGGGUUCCUCGUCUCCCGCUGCAGAUAGAGGUCUCUGACACAGAACUAAAUCAGAUCAAGGGAUGGAGAGUCCCCAUCAUCUCUAAUAAGAGACCAGCCAGGGACAGCGAUGAUGAAGAAGAGGAUGAACGUAAGGGAAGAGGCUGUGCCCUUCAGUACCAACAUGCAAUGGUGCGAGUCCUCACACAGUUUGUAGCUGAAGCUUCAGACCCCGGUGGCCAGCUGAACUAUUUACUGGGUUCUGACUGGCAGAUUGACAUUACCGACCUGGUGAGUGACUUCAUGCAGGUGGAGGAGCCCAGAAUCGCUAAGCUGCAGGACGGGCAGGUUUUGAUUGGGCAAGAGCUUGGAAUGACAACAAUUCAGAUACUGUCCCCCCUUUCAGAUGCUAUCUUGGCUGAGAAGACAGUGACAGUUCUGGAUGAGAAGGUGACAAUAACUGACCUGGGAGUGCAGCUGGUGACUGGAUUGUCGCUUUCUCUGCAGCUCAGUCCAGGAAGCAAUAAGGCCAUCUUUGCUACUGCAGUAGCACAAGAGCUGCUCCAGUCUCCAAAGCAGGAAGCAGCCAUCAGCUGCUGGAUCCAGUUCAGUGAUGGAUCUGUCAUGCCCCUGGAUAUUUAUGACUCCAAAGACUUCUCCUUGUCAGCUACAUCUCUGGAUGAGAAGGUGGUCUCUGUUCACCAUGACCCCAAAUUCAAGUGGCCUGUGGUUGCUGCUGAGACAGAAGGACAGGGGACACUGGUGAAGGUAGAGAUGGUGAUCAGUGAAUCAUGCCAGAAAUCCAAAAGAAAGAGCAUCCUAGCUGUUGGAAGUGGUAGCAUUAAAGUCAAGUUUGGGCAGAGUGAUGGCAACCCUAACAUCAGUGACAGUAAACACAGGGGUGCUGGUGUCCACCUAGAAAAUCAUGCCAGUGACCGGCGUCAAAAAACUACUUCGCAGGAACGAGGUGGGCUAGAUGGCCAGUAUUACAGCUCCUCAAUGGGCCAUGAGCAAGGCAAAGGAACCACUACUCAAAGGUCUAUUCUAAGUAAAAAAGAAGACAGAGAAAGCCUUCUGGAUGACGACAGCCAUCUGCAGAACAUCCCAAUAGACUUCACAAGCUUCCCUGCACAGGUGGAUCUGCCAAGAAGCAAUGGAGACUUGGAAGAGAAUGAUCUAGUCCAGACCCCUAGGGGUCUCAGCGACCUGGAGAUAGGGAUGUAUGCUCUUCUGGGAGUCUUUUGCCUGGCAAUUCUGGUUUUCCUUAUCAAUUGUGUCACUUUUGCUUUGAAGUACAGAAACAAACAAGUUCCCUUUGAAGAGCAAGAAGGCAUGAGCCACUCUCAUGACUGGGUUGGGCUGAGCAACAGGACAGAACUUCUGGAGAACCACAUAAAUUUCUCAUCCCAACAGGAUGAACGUAUCACAGCCAUUGACAGAGGAGUGGACUAUGAAGAGAGCAAAUAUCUCCUCAACACAAAUACCACCAAAAAUAUUAAUGGACAAUCUUUCAGGUCUACUGAGUCCACAUUCACUGAAGGGAAAGAACAGAAAAGUGAACCAACUACUUCUCCUACCUCUAAGAGGAAACGGGUUAAAUUCACCACCUUUACCACCAUCUCCUCUGAUGAUGGGUGUCCAACUGUCAACUCAAUCUUGAUGAGCAGUGAGGAUGACAUUAAAUGGGUCUGCCAGGAUAUGGACCUGGGGGAGUGCAAAGAACUUAAAAACUAUAUGGAGAGAUUACAUGAAAAUGUGUAA
Nestor notabilis (Kea) is the source of this 2329-nucleotide messenger RNA. It is a transcript of the gene TMEM132D, whose product is annotated as transmembrane protein 132D. The transcript is spliced from 7 exons. The annotation marks the transcript as partial. The record is from RefSeq and is a predicted model, not a curated record. Lineage: Eukaryota; Metazoa; Chordata; Aves; Psittaciformes; Psittacidae.